AUGAAGACCCAGCGCGUACACCGACGCAAACUGCGCUUUACCUCCACAAAAGAUGCCAACCCCGUGGUGAGCGUCACGGUGGAGCGCGCCACGAAGCGCCCAAUCAAGCGGCGGAAACGCCGGCAGCGCUCGCGUCGCAUUAGUCCAGCACCUGCCUUUGAAAGCACCAAUCGGUCUACAAACGGUCUUGCAGAAGCGACAUGGAGCGACAUCCAAGAACGAUUUGCUGCAGCUAAGAGUCUUGGGGAAAUAACGCGCAUCAUGUUGCAGUUUUUUAAAGAGUACGAGGAUCUGCAGAGCUCUGCGUCGGGCCCUGUAUUUCCGAUUCUUAUUCCAUCCAGUGAGAUCUACAAGAUGAAGGUGCCGAGGAAGAGACGGAUCUAUGACGUGUUGCAUGUGCUGGAAGGCAUUGGAGUGAUCAAGCGCGUUCGCGGUGACGAGACGCGAAGGACCAAGAGUGGAUACUUUCUAUACUACGGGAAGGCUGCGGUAGUGCAACGUUUGGCAGAGAUGAAGAACAUUUCAGCUCAAGCCAGGGUAGAAUUUCGGCAGUCGCACCGUCAAAAAAUGACCAGCACGGUGGAAGAAGACAGCGCUAUUGUGACAGUUUUUGAGAAGCAGGCGGCAGUUGAGAAAUGGCCUUGCCUGGUAACUACUACGGUCUGCUUCCUGGGCUUGCUGUUCCAACAAGAUUAUCUGGUUGGAGUGACGUUGCCUGCUGUUAGUAGCCGUCUCAUUGAAGCUAAGAAGUUUAUUGGUGCGUUGGAAUCAUCGCCGUGGAUGGAGACUCCAUAUAGUGACGUACACCGCCGUGUGUACGACGUCAUGUCCGUUUUGGUGAGCUGUAACAUGAUAGGUACGGCACUCGGGUCAGCUUGCGAUCCAAGCGAUAAAUGCUUUUCAAAAAAGUAUGCCCGAUUCAAUUACAACAUCUUUACCGAUCCAAGGGUAUUGUUUGCCGCCCGAGACUCUGGGUCACAGUAUAAGGAUGAGCCGGUGGUAGACGCAAUGGAGACUAACUUGCAUGAUGUAAGAAGUCCAAUGCCUAGAACUCUGGAAGACCGUUUGAUUUCUCCACCAUUGGGAUACUGGCAAAGGGUGCAUGCUGAUACGGCGCUGAUUCUCUCACCCAUCUUUUCAUCGGCAGCUGUUCAGGUAUCUGAUGCAAGCAACAGUGAGAUGGCAAACUGGGAACCAUUUGGCUAUGAUGAAAACAUGGGAAUAGCUGUACAACGAAGUACAAGCUCGUACAUCCAAUCGGAAACUAAUAUGAAGUGUCGGUCGGAAGGACAAUCAGCACCUCGCACCCAAGAUUUGUUCUCCCCUCUCGGUAAGGAGUCGAUCGAGAGGAACGAGUGGUAUGAUGAAUCACUAAAGCAGAUUGGACUUCACGAUGCUUACCAAAUCGACUGGGACGUGAAUAUAAAGUCCGAAGAUUUCUCUCGCGAAAGUUGGGGAUCGCAUCAGCCAGCGCCUUAUGCACCCGUCGAGACACAGCGAUUACAGGUUGACAGAGUAGAUGUGAGGUUGGCGAACCUUGAUUGCAAUGAAAUGUUGACCGAGGACGUAUCUACAAAUUUCUUUUGCUGA
Molecule: messenger RNA, 1590 nt
Organism: Peronospora farinosa
Lineage: Eukaryota; Oomycota; Peronosporomycetes; Peronosporales; Peronosporaceae
Source: the annotation of a GenBank genome assembly